CAGUGGAGUUCAAGGUUGACUGCAGCUGCGUAGUGAACAUAUGAUCAGGAAAACAAACAGCACGCUGUCAAUGGGCACGAAUCAGCAUUUCUGAGGAGUGACAUGAUGUUUCGUGGUUUCUUCGUGAAGACCGUUAGCUUUGUUGGUUACACCGUCCAGUAUGGCUGCAUCGCUCACUGUGCCUUUGAGUAUAUUGGUGAAUUUGUGUCGUGUUCAGGACCGUCCAUGGAACCCACCAUCACUAACCACAAUGUGGUUUUCUCAGAACGAAUAAGCCGCCACCUCUGUCGAAUACAAAAAGGGGACAUUGUAAUAGCCAAAAGUCCUUUUGAUCCGAAGAUGAACAUCUGUAAAAGAGUGAUUGGACUGGAGGGGGACAAAGUCUGCACCAGUGGACCAUCUGAUAUCUUUAAAACACACACUUACGUACCAAGAGGGCAUGUGUGGCUGGAAGGCGAUAACCUUCGCAAUUCCACAGAUUCCCGAAGCUAUGGCCCAAUUCCCUAUGCCUUGAUCCGAGGACGUGUUUGCUUAAAGUUGUGGCCACCUCAUAGUUUUGGCGUAUUGGCCGAAAGUCCAAAUGACGGGCGCAUUUUAUGAAGAAGCCAUGUUCAUGUAGUCACAAUGUAAAUUAUAUAUUUUUUUGGUGUUUUAAAAUAAAUUCUUAUUUAUAAUUAU
Messenger RNA from Pimephales promelas (fathead minnow), 678 nucleotides. It is a transcript of the gene immp1l, whose product is annotated as inner mitochondrial membrane peptidase subunit 1. Lineage: Eukaryota; Metazoa; Chordata; Actinopteri; Cypriniformes; Leuciscidae. Gene Ontology annotation, cellular component: mitochondrial inner membrane peptidase complex; membrane. Gene Ontology annotation, molecular function: serine-type endopeptidase activity. The record is from RefSeq and is a predicted model, not a curated record.